Oncorhynchus keta (chum salmon) is the source of this 6964-nucleotide messenger RNA. RefSeq names its product gamma-aminobutyric acid receptor subunit alpha-3-like. The transcript is spliced from 11 exons. The coding region runs from base 464 to 1894 and encodes 476 amino acids. Gene Ontology annotation, biological process: regulation of postsynaptic membrane potential; gamma-aminobutyric acid signaling pathway; synaptic transmission, GABAergic. The record is from RefSeq and is a predicted model, not a curated record. Gene Ontology annotation, cellular component: dendrite membrane; postsynapse; GABA-A receptor complex. Gene Ontology annotation, molecular function: benzodiazepine receptor activity; GABA-gated chloride ion channel activity; inhibitory extracellular ligand-gated monoatomic ion channel activity. NCBI's taxonomy places the organism in Eukaryota, Metazoa, Chordata, Actinopteri, Salmoniformes, Salmonidae.
GAGGGCAGGCUUUCCACGAUGACAGCACUUUCCCUAUCAUAAUUUCACCCUACCAAAAACCCUUCAAAAUCCAGUGGACAUACUUAAGAAUUGCCGUAGAAGUCAGUUGGAACAAAACAGCGCGCAUUGACGCAACGAAAAUCCAAACUCGGAAGAAAAUAAGAGCACGAAGAAACGUUGUUUUCUGGUUUCUCAAGGGAAGAUAAUGGAGUGCUGUCUUCUGUACUGAACAUGGAUGGUUAAGUGCGCUACAAAAAUGGCAGAAGAAACUGGGUCGGCAAGCACCAAAGGGUCUACACCCAGAGCGCCCAUUUCUGUCCAGCUGCAGAGCAGGACUCAGGCCUGUCCUCGACCACAGGCCACCGAAUACAAACACUGACCUAAGAGAUUUGUCUUGUUCUGCAGCAGAGCAGAGGGGAGGUUUCAACAGUUUGGAAAAACGGGUUUUGGGCCAUAUUUUGAUAUGGCUGCCACUCUCCAGAAACUUGCAGUAUUCGUGUCGGGCAUAUGGAUCUGCCUCCUGCUCCUCAACCCCUUUCCACAAACCGGGGCAGUGGUUGGGCACAGAGAGCCGAUGCCUGACGACAGUAGAGACAACAUCACUAUUUUCACCCGGAUCCUGGACAGACUUCUGGAUGGCUACGACAACCGGCUUCGCCCCGGACUAGGAGCAGAGAGUGUGACGGAGGUGAGGACAAAUAUCUACGUGACCAGCUUUGGACCAGUGUCAGACACAGACAUGGAGUACACCAUCGAUGUGUUCUUCCGUCAGAGCUGGAGGGAUGAGAGGCUGAAGUUUGACGGGCCCAUGCAGGUCCUGCCUCUUAAUAACCUCCUGGCCAGUAAAAUCUGGACUCCAGACACCUUCUUCCACAACGGAAAGAAAUCUGUGGCCCACAACAUGACCACGCCCAACAAACUGCUACGACUGGUGGACAACGGUACCCUGCUUUACACUAUGAGGCUGACCAUCCACGCUGAGUGUCCCAUGCACUUGGAGGAUUUCCCCAUGGAUACACACGCCUGCCCUCUGAAGUUUGGGAGCUAUGCGUAUACAAACAAUGAGGUUGUCUAUCUCUGGACCAAAGGAGAUGAGGGCUCUGUAGUCGUAGCAGAUGAUGGGUCAAGGCUAAACCAGUAUGACCUACUGGGCCACGUUAUUGGGAAAGAAUCUAUGAUUUCCAGCACAGGAGAAUAUGUAGUGAUGACAACGUAUUUCCAUUUGAAAAGGAAAAUUGGCUAUUUUGUGAUUCAAACCUACCUUCCGUGCAUCAUGACUGUCAUCCUGUCUCAGGUCUCCUUCUGGCUAAACAGAGAGUCGGUUCCCGCCCGCACUGUAUUCGGUGUCACCACAGUUCUAACCAUGACAACCCUGAGUAUCAGUGCCAGGAACUCCCUGCCUAAGGUGGCUUAUGCCACAGCUAUGGACUGGUUCAUGGCGGUAUGCUAUGCCUUUGUCUUCUCUGCCCUGAUAGAGUUUGCCACAGUCAACUACUUUACCAAACGCAGUUGGGCGUGGGAUGGCAAGAAAGAGGCCCAGGAGAUGAGGAGAAGAGAAUCUGCCUCUCUUUCCAAAAAGGCCAAUAACACAUUCAACAUUGUUGGAACUACAUACACCCUCAACGAGGCAAAGGACCCAGGUUUAACCACCGUCUCCAGGAGUGCCACUACAGCUACACACCACCAACACCACCACCACCAUCACCAUCACAGCCACAAGGUUCCUAAAAUGGACGACAAUUACGUGGAAGCCAUAAAGUCCUACAACCGUGUCAGCAGAGUGGACAAGAUCUCUCGCAUCAUCUUCCCUGUGCUGUUCUUCAUAUUCAACCUGGUCUAUUGGGCCACGUACAUCAACAGCAAGCCGCCUCCCAAGUCCACCGCCCACAAUUAAACUCGCCCCGGCUGAAUAUUAGGCUGAGAUUGCAGGAGGCCAAGAGAUCCACGACAUGUUAUUGUAUCGUUGUUUUGGGCUUCAUUUUGAUAUUUGCGAGUCUCAAUAGGUCGCAGACAAACAUUCUCGUAGAUUUGUAUGUACAUAGUUGAACUAUAAAUGUUCAUUUGUUGUUACCUGAUUAUUCGUUUGUUUGAUAGAAUAGACGGAUGGUGUUUUCUUUUCUCUUGACAUGAUAAAGGGGAGCAUGUGUUUGAAUCCUUCAUGGUAGAUCAUUACAGAGGAUCUGGUCCUGGUAAAUCACACUCUCACACACACACACACACACACACACACACACACACACACACACACACACACACACACACACACACACACACACACACACACACACACACACACACACACACACACACACACACACACACACACACACACACACACACACACACACACACACACACACACACACACACCAUUCACACUGAAUUGCGUCAGGAUGCAGCAAGGAGAGCCAUUGGCUGCUUGUCGCUAUAGCGAGCUCUUAUAGCCAGGGGCAGCAUGUAGAGUUCCAUAGGGACAUCAUUAAUAAUCCUCAGUGUCUGCCCUUCCGCUAGCGCUGAAUCUCAACAGACCCAACGCAAUAUCAUCUGGAAUUGCUUUUGUGUCCUAUCGGGCCUGCCUGUGUAUUUUCCAGUCCAGAGACUCCUAUUGUUUUAACUGGCUGAGUAUGUUUAAAGAGAAAGAAGCAGUGUGCCUUUUUGAAUACCCACAUCAUCAAAAUAAAGAUUUUCUCACACACAAACACAUACAUACAGUACAUACACACACACAAACACAUACAUACAGUACAUACACACACACACAGAUACAUAUGGAGACUAUAUGGUUUAGGUCUGUGUGGCGGCUCCCCCUUCUCUCCCUCCACCUACAGCCCACGGUCCCUAGGGGACAUGGUCAGCGAGGUGAAUUCUCCAAACACAUAUCAUGCUUCAGGCCUAUGUAAAGUAGAGGGGAAGCUGCAGAGAAUAGUGAUUCACUACCACUGGAUGAAAUGUAAUCAUAAUGUGACUGAUGCAGCAUUAUAAAAUAUUCUCUAUGUACAUUCUCAUGUAUUGCUUACAGGGGUCAGCCUCAGUGAGCCACAUACAGUAGCUCAUUGACUUGUCAUGAUAUAUUGUGAAUUCGUUUUUUGUUUGCUGUUGAAGUGCUUUGAGAUUCUAUGAAAAGCACUAUAGACGUUUAAUGAAUGAUUAUUUUGAUGUAUGGCUUGCAUAGUAUUCUGACACAUCAUCAGCUCAGACUGACUUCUAAUAUAGAUAAUAUAGACAACAUUUAUAUAGUAACACUUUCAUCUGUUCAUUUUGUCAACCAUGUUCUACCUAUAGUAAAUAUUCUGGGCUUUAGUCGGUAGCCCUUUCCUGCAGUCAAAUGACCUAGUGGCCUCAUGGGUGUUAUUCAUAUUUGUCAUGAUAUCAUAACUAAUUAACAUUAUUUCAAUAAACCUGAUCCAGUGUUUCUAAGUCAAACAGUUUUGUUAUAUUUGAGUCUUCUGUAAUGUAUAUAAAAAGUCAUAUUGGGAUGCAAACUUAAAAUGUAAUACAUUUCAACUCUAUAUCUGACAUGGUACACAGGUGUCCUCUUUUUGUUAAGCCCAUAACCAUGUGUGUGAGGUGUAUACUUUUGUUUCAAAGUAGAUGUGUUUAAGACUACCCAGAAACACUCUGUGUGACCCUGAUUCGGCCCACUGCAGUACAAGGUUAACGGUUAUUUUCUGAUGAGAGCUUUGACCCUUGUGUUCAUUUCUUCGUGAGAUUGUGAUACACGUUUGAGGUCUGAUUUAGAAAAGGCUACUUCUUUUUCAAUAUGAUCAUUUCCCGUGUUGUCUCAUUCCCAUUCUAUAGAUUCUGGUUGAAUUUUGUGUGUAACUUAUGAUUUGCAAAACAAAGGUGACUGUGGACAGGAAAGCGCAUGUUUUGUUCAACAUACCACACUGCAGGCCGCAAAUCAAUCGAAACGUUGUUCAACUGUUUUACACAUCCACAUACGUAAAGCAGGGGUGAAGGAGAGGCAGAUGCUAUGCUAAAAUAUGUUGUGCUCAAGUCAUACAGCUUGUGGGUGAAAGUAAUGACGUUUGCGCAGGACUUUUCCCACGUGUUUCCAGAGUGCUCUGUGAUUGUUACACAGAUGACUUGCCCUGAACCCAACAUGCAGUAUGUUCUCAACCAUCUCUCAAAACAAGACUAUGUUCAAAGGAGAAUGGAUAGAAUGUGUUAAAAACAAAAACCAUGUACAAUGUAACAAACAUAUGCAUGACAGUCUGUACGUGUGGAAGUCUGCAACCUUCAGUAAUGAUAUUUGUCAUAUUGAAAUCUUAAGGCUUAGUCUUGUAUCAGUGUUUCAGUUGCUCACUAAGAUACUGUGUAGUAUAAAGCUCUGUUGAAGCUGAGGAUUUUCCUUCUAGCAGGUUGAUAACUACAGAAAGGACACCUAAUCAUCAUAAAAUCAUAUAUAUAUAAGGAAUAUAUUUGUAUAUGAAGACAUACAUAGUAAAUCAUUUUAUGCUAAUUAACACAUACAAUAUAAGACAUAUACAUGUUAUAUAUGAUAUAGCCUAUACAGUGUCAUAACAAAUGUUGAUGGGUAGAAACCAGUAGACAAACAAAUAGACAAAUGAAUCAAAUGUUUAAACUAAGGGCAAAUACUCUAAUUAUUCCCCAAAAUAAUAGUAUUAAGUUGUGCAUUUCUGUAUAUACUGUGAAUACAACUGAAAUAGAGAGUUUGUGGACUAUAACUAAGUCAGGUUAGUACUUUUUGGUAUUGAUCAGCUCUGAAGCCACUUCAAUGCUAUGAGACAUUGACAUUGGUGAUGCGUGGCUUCGCAGCAAGAUCAGUACCUUGCGUGUACUUUUCAUACCUAACUCCGGAUGCCUUGUCUGCAAUUGAUGCUGCUGUACAUACUGUACCCUGUUCUCCUGUGAUUGAACUGCAUGUCCCAAAGCACUGGGGGAGUGGAGACUGCCUCCACACAGAGAGCUCCCAGAUGACUAGGGACUCUGGCAGUAGGUCUCUGUAUUGGCCGUGCUUGUCGUUGCAAUCCCAUGUUGAAGCAUCUAUCCCGUUACUCUCAAUGACAGGACCCUGUAUGUUAAAGAGCCCUUUCUCCUUUGUCUGCUCACUGCUCAGAAAGUUGUAAAUGGCAGUUGGGAUUUCAAGGACAUUGUAUGUGGACUCGUGUAUUAAGUAACCAUACAAAAGGGUGAGGGGGAAAAAACCUUUAAACAGCAAAAAAAUGAAAUAAAUCUGCCCGAGUCAUCUGGUGAGUUUUGACAUGUGUCUCAUUGAAACAUAAAUCUUGCGCCUCUUGGUGGUUACCUCUGUCAUUUGGACUGUAUUCUAGCGCAUGCUAUUCAUUUUGUUUUCGUGGUGUUCGCACUGUGAUUCAAUGCAAAAAGAAGGACGGAACAAGGAAAUCCCAUAUGGGACAAGGCACCGACUGCACAAUCUGUGUUGGCAUUCUUGAUUGCACCAAGGAACAGUCACCUGACACUUGGAGUGUCUUUUCUGUGAUGUACUGCAUACAAAUACAAGGACAGCAGAUGGAGACUAUAGAUAUUAUACAGGAGUGUCCACACUUUUUUAUUUAGUGGAGAAGGGAGCGGGUGAUGUGAAUCACCCCACAGCUGAAAUAUAGUCGUGAGUCAAUGAUGAUGAAAUGUCUGCCUCAAUAUGUACCGUUUAUGAUUUGUUGCCUCAACCAUUCAGUAUAUCUCCAUUAUUUCCAGAUGAUUUGUUGUGCCAAAUGACCUUUUCGAAAAAAAGAGAGUAGAGAAAUGAUGUGCCCAAGGAUAUUUCAUCGUUUCAUGUUUUGCUCUCAGAGAGAUUUGGUUUGGCAUUAAAAAUAUCUGAAGGGCGUUAAUUAAGACACAAUUUGAUAAAGCAGGCGAGUUGUGUGGGAGAUUACAUUUGCAUAGCCAGACCCUGACCUGUUUCACAUGCAUCGAGGCGUUGAUGAUGGACAUUCUCCAUAUUAUGCGUCAACAGCUGACCCAUUCGCAUCAGUAAAUGAUCUAAUGGCAGGGGUAAAACACUACUCGAUAGUGUGUCAUUUCAGAUGCUCAGCCAAAUUAUUGCUUAGGAUAGUCAAGUGACUCUAGCAUGGAUCCUGCACAAGGAUCUGUCAACUACAGUGUGGAACUGUGCACAAACAGUAUGUUGUCAGACAAGACAAACAGAAGGUCAAAGUCAUUCUCUAGUGGUUCACUACCUGUUCAGUAUUGAAUUAUAUAAGGAGGUGGACCAUCUAGUCCAUUAUAUUUAGAGCCAAAUAACCUCUCUUUUUUUUCUCUGCACGCAUUAGAGAAAAGAAGGACGUGUGGAAAAUGUGCCAUGAAUAUCGGAGGUUCUACAGUAGAAUAGUUUUGACUAUAACGUGGCUAGGUUGCUUUUCCUUGCUAUGAUAAAAGACAUGAUCAAUUAUACAUGAAGUAUCAGAGUUUUAUUCAUAACCACAGUUUUCUGACUGUACUACGUUUGGAUUGGUGUACUGCACUGUGAAUGCUGCACUAUCCCUGUGACCCCAAAGUUAAUUAAGCCAAGCACAUUUUACAUCUUUCAUCACAGUGACCUAGUUUCAGGAAACAGUGAGCUUGCAUAUUUAACCUGUGUGGAAACCUGCGGCUUCUUCUGAAUCUUAUGCGGCACUGUGCUCUGUCCUGCUGUGUUAAAGGAUGCAAUGAUCAAAUACACAAUUAUUCAGCUGAUCAGUAGCCAACAUAUCUGAUGUGAUUUGAUGUUAUUGUUGAUAUGAAGGCAGAGUGUCUGCGAGGGGGUUUAUUUGACGACUCCUGUGUUGCUGUUUUUUUUUUUUUAAAGACUACAGUGUAAUGGUGACGUCAAUCUGUCAGAGGUGGAGUUGUUUUUUUGUAGAACCCUGACUGAAAAUGUUGAUUUUUCUCUGUUGUGAAGGUUUCUUUGUGAGGCUAAUGACAACACGGAAAUUAUGUUUUUAACCUACCUUUGUCCAGGUUUCUUCUGUUUUUUACGUUGAAUAAAGACACAGUAUUUUCA